This is a messenger RNA of Micromonas pusilla CCMP1545, 1620 nucleotides long. RefSeq lists its product as uncharacterized. Bases 28 to 1509 code for a protein of 493 amino acids. Gene Ontology annotation, molecular function: heme binding; monooxygenase activity; iron ion binding. The record is from RefSeq and is a predicted model, not a curated record. The transcript is spliced from 2 exons. NCBI's taxonomy places the organism in Eukaryota, Viridiplantae, Chlorophyta, Mamiellophyceae, Mamiellales, Mamiellaceae.
CGCGAACGUCGCCUCGCACACGACAAAAUGGACGUCCUCGCGCAAGUCACCGAGUUCGUCGGCGUCCCCGCGUGGGGCUUGCUCCCCGUCGCGCUCGUCGCCGCGGUCGUCCUGUUCGUCGUCUUCGACGCGCUCUCGCACGUCGUCCUGAAGCCGUUCAAGUCCCCGCCCGUGAUCGGGACGUGGCCCGUGAUAGGCGGGAUGAUCCAGUUCCUCAAGGGGCCGAUCGGUCUGAUGAACAACGCGUUCCCGAAGUACGGCGAGGUCUUCACCGUCCCGGUGUUCCACAAGAGGAUCACGUUCCUCAUCGGCCCGCACGUCAGCGAACACUUUUUCAAGGCGAGAGACGCGGACAUGUCGCAGAAGGAGGUGUACGAGUUCAACGUCCCGACGUUCGGCAAGGGCGUCGUCUUCGACGUCGACCACUUGACGCGCGCGGAGCAGUUCCGGUUCUUCGCGGACUCGCUCAAGUCCGACCGCCUUCGCUCGUACGUCGGGAUGAUGGUCAAGGAGGCGGAGGAUUACUUCGGGAAGUGGGGCGAGUCGGGAGAGGUGGACCUGCUCGACGCGCUCUCCGAGCUCAUCGUCCUCACGGCGUCGCGGUGCCUCCUCGGCAGGGAGAUUCGCGAGACGCUGUUCUCGGAGGUCACGACGCUCGUGCACGACCUCGAUAAGGGCAUGGUCCCUCUGUCGGUUUUCUUCCCGUACGCCCCGAUCGAGGCGCACCGGAAGCGCGACGCGGCGCGCAGAGACCUCGCCGCCAUCUUCGACCGGGUGAUUCAAGCCAGACGCGAGGCCAACGCGCACGAGCCGGACGUGCUCCAGACGUUCAUCGACGCGCGGUAUCGCGACGGCAGCCGUCUGACGAACGACCAAGUCCUCGGCAUGCUCAUCGCGGUUCUUUUCGCGGGACAGCACACGUCCUCGAUCACGUCCACGUGGACCGGUCUGCUCACGAUCGCGAACAAGGAGAGGGUCAUGCCGACGCUGGAGGGCGAGCAGAAAAAAGUCAUGGAGAAGCACGGAGGGAAGAUCGACUUCGACGUUCUCGCGGAGAUGGACGAGCUUCACUACGCGAUCAAGGAAGCGCUGCGGAUGCACCCGCCGCUCAUCAUGCUCCUGAGGCAGUGCCACAAGCCGUUCAAGGUGACGACGUCCAAGGGGAAGGAGUUCGUCGUCCCGAAGGGGCACAUCGUCGCGACGUCGCCCGCGUUUUCGCACCGCCUGAACAACGUGUUCAGCGACGCGGACACGUACAAGCCGUCGCGGUUCCGCCAGCCGUCGCCGGAGGAUAAGGAGAAGUUCGCGUCUUUCAUCGGGUUCGGCGGCGGGAGGCACGGGUGCAUGGGCGAGACGUUCGCGUUCAUGCAGAUCAAGACCAUCUGGAGCAUCCUCCUGAGAAACUUUGAGUUCGAGCUCGUCGGGAAACUCCCGGAGCCGGACUACGAGGGCAUGGUCGUCGGGCCCAAGCACCCGUGCACGAUCCGAUACAAGCGACGCAAGCUUUGAGCGACGAGCGAGGAGGGAGUGCGAAACGAGGAGGAGAUAUUAUCGUGUGACGUUCGCGCGUACAGUGUUUAUUGAACGACCGCCGCUUGUAAUGAGAGAAUAUGGCGUUUC